Molecule: messenger RNA, 4141 nt
Organism: Phasianus colchicus (ring-necked pheasant)
Lineage: Eukaryota; Metazoa; Chordata; Aves; Galliformes; Phasianidae
Gene: ETV6
Product: ETS variant transcription factor 6
Biological process (GO): cell differentiation; regulation of transcription by RNA polymerase II
Cellular component (GO): nucleus
Molecular function (GO): DNA-binding transcription factor activity, RNA polymerase II-specific; sequence-specific DNA binding
Source: RefSeq, a predicted model, not a curated record
GGUGGCGGCCGCAACUUCCUCCUGAGGGGCCGGCGGGGGAGCGGGAGGUGGGAAGAGCCCCAGAAGUUCCCGGCCGCCCGCUGGGCUGCGCGGACCUCCUCCUGAGAGAUGUCUGAGCCUGCUGCCCAGUGCUGCAUCAAGCAAGAGAGAAUUUCGUACACACCUCCAGCCAGCCCAGUACCAAAUUACACUUCCUCGUCACCACUACAUGUCCCAGUGCCUCGAGCCAUCAGGAUGGAGGAAGACACGAUCAGACUGCCGGCACACCUGCGUCUGCAGCCCGUUUACUGGAGCAGGGACGAUGUCGCACAGUGGCUCAGGUGGGCGGAGAAGGAGUUUUCCCUGAGGCCAAUCGAGAGCAACACUUUUGAGAUGAAUGGCAAGGCUCUGUUGCUCCUGACCAAAGAGGACUUUCGAUACAGAUCUCCUCAUUCAGGUGAUGUUCUGUAUGAACUCCUUCAGCAUAUCCUGAAGCAAAGGAAAUCUCGUAUGCUGUUCUCACCGUUCUUCCAUCCUGGGAACUCUAUCCAUGCUCAGUCAGAGGUUUUAUUACAUCAGAACCAUGAUGAAGAUAGCUUUGUUCAGAGGCCUUCAAGACCAUCCACAGAAGCAGUCCACCACAGCACCCCAACCAUUGAACUGUUGCAUCGUUCUAGAUCACCCAUCACCAACAACCACCGUCCAUCACCAGAUUCUGAUCAGCGGCCACUGAAGUCCCCUAUGGACAACACUGUCCGUCACCUCUCCCCAGCUGACAGGGUGCCAGGGGCAAGGUAUCAUCAAGAGAACAACCACCAGGAGCCCUAUCCUCUCUCAGUUUCCCCAAUAGAAAACAACCACUGCCCACCUCCUCCUGAGGUUCUUCAGAAGCCUUCCAGCCCUCGCCAGGAGAACACCAGGGUCAUCCAGCUGAUGCCCAGUCCUAUCAUGCAUCCUUUGAUACUGAACCCCAGGCAUUCUGAUUUCAAACCACCGAGGUUGUCUGAGGAUGGGCUGCACAGGGAGGUAAAGCCAAUCAACCUGUCCCACCGAGAAGAGUUAGCUUAUAUGAACCACAUCAUGGUGUCUGUAUCCCCUCCUGAGGACCAUGCUAUGCCAAUUGGAAGAAUAGCAGACUGCAGGUUGCUUUGGGAUUAUGUUUAUCAGCUGCUUUCUGACAGCCGGUACGAAAAUUUCAUCCGAUGGGAAGAUAAGGAAUCCAAAAUUUUUCGGAUAGUUGAUCCCAAUGGGCUGGCCCGGCUGUGGGGAAACCACAAGAACAGAACAAAUAUGACUUAUGAGAAAAUGUCCAGAGCCCUACGCCAUUACUACAAACUAAAUAUUAUCCGGAAGGAGCCAGGACAAAGGCUUUUGUUCAGGUUCAUGAAAACCCCAGAUGAGAUUAUGAGUGGCCGAACAGACCGCCUUGAGCACCUUGAAUCCCAGGCACUGGAUGAACAAAUAUACCAAGAAGAUGAGUGCUGAAGGGAACUGGUGCACCACCUAUGUGGGUCUAUGUGAGAAACAUCUGCCCGGAUGGCUGGCACGGUUUGGGAGGGGAAGCAACCCUACGGAAGCAGUAGUGGGGGUCUCCGCUUAGCUUGAAGACCAUGCAGGACCUGAAGCACCUUAACAAAACAAACUAACAGGCAGAAGUGGUGCUGGCAGGAAAGUAAAUGGGAGAAAGCCUGGACUUACGCACUACUUCACUGUUCCUACAAAGUCUCCCUCAAGUUCUUUCUUUCUUUUUGGUUUAAGUUUUUGUUUUUUGUUUCUUUGGGUUUUUGUUGUUGUUGUUGUUGUUUGUUUUUUGUUUUUUUUUUUCCCCCUAAUAAACAUGUAGUUUGACUUCCCUUUUCUCACAUAGGGCAAAACGUGAGAUUAUGCUUUUUUUCCUUUGGAAGGCUUUCCUUUGGGAACAGAGUGUUCUUACUUCCAAGUCUCAUGAGGUAAUACCACGUGAAACAACAGUGACACAGAAGGGAUUUGCUCAGGGGUUCCAGUUUGCUUGGAUCAAUUUCUGUGUGCUGUGUUUGGUAAAUGUACUGAAACUACCAAAAGAAUUUACCACACAUAUCUGUCAAGUGAAGAGGAGUCACCCUUCAUGUGUAGGCUGGGAUAGAAUCCCAACAUAGCUCGUGAAUCCUUGAGUGGCUAUUAACUUCGGGCAUAUGGACCAAAACCAAUCACCUAAGUGCUCCAGGGAGGAGAGAAAUAAAUGUGGCAAACCUCUGCAAUAGACCGAUGUUGACAUUUUCUCUCCCUCUAGCAAAGGGGUGAUAGAAUGGAGUGGGGGGAGAGGGACAGGGGCAAGUAUAAAUAAAUAUGUAUGUAUAUAUGUAAACCCCACAGCAUGUGUACAAUGCAGAAUUUUAGCUCAAAGGCUUUGAUAAAAAAGCAAAGGGUAAAAUACCUGAAAUCACAGAAGGAAGGUUUUGUUCUUACACGUGCUAGCAGUUUUGGGGUGAAGGGUGAAGGACUUUCUUUUCCAUCUUAAGGAGAAUGCAGAGGGACCCAUCACAUGGUUUGUACUGCUCAGAAACCACUCCAGGAUCAUUUUGUGCUCCUGGAGAGAUAGAUGAUUCACCAAUAUAAAAACCAAUGGUAGAGAACUAGAAACCAAAUAGCUAUAGUGAUGCCUUGGAAUUGAUUUUGUCUUUGUUUUGGAGUUUGAUUUUCUCCCUGCCUCCCAACCCUUCCCCACCCCAUGGCUUUCCCAUCUAGGAAUCUUGUCUCAGCUUGCCUGUUCUUAAUGUGAUUUAAAAGAUCAGAAAAAAAGAAAUCCCAGAUCUGUGUUGCUUUCUUGGUUUUGUUUUUGUUCUUUGCAAGGUGCCCUAUUUUUUACACCUUCUAUUUGGUUUGCAGCAUGAGAGUGCUUUGCAGGAGGCAAGAGCCAUGCCUAUUUUGGUUACUCAGGCUGGGAAGCUCAGUAGUCCUUAAUGCUCAGUACUAGAGGAACUACUGACCCUUUGCAUUUCACACUGCUUGGGCUGCCAUGACAGGAAAGUGGUGUCCAGUUAUCCAGUGAUCCAUCAGCAGUGGUCCACGUAGUGGAAAAAAAAUGCAGCAGCAGAAAUGAUACUUGCAAAGAGUGAAGAUAUACAGAGAACCUGUGCAGGAAUCAUAUGAUUACUGGAGGAAAACAAGUCCACACUAGUUCAUUAAAAACAGAAAUCCUCUUUUAUGGGAAAAUGCAUACUAGAAAUAGGAAAAAAAAAAAAAAAAAAAAAAAAAAAAAAAAGGAUUAAUCUAAUCAACUUCAACCAAAAAAAUAAGGUACAUUCACCUGAUAGCGCUUCUAUUAGCUAUAAACCAGCACUGCAUUUGAUCUUAGCACAUAUUUAACAAGAGGGUUAAUCUACGCAGAAAAAAAAAGCACUUGGCAAUGAACAGUGGCCUGUAUAUUUAAACAAAGAUAGUCCAGUUUCACAAAAGAUGUUAUUGAGUCACAACUGCAGGAGGAAAGGCUUUGUUAAGGGUAAAGAUAGGCAUCAUACAACAAGGAGAAGUUUUGCAGAGCCAGUGUCUGAUGAGGAGCAACGGGUGUAUAUCUCUCCCUGAGCUCUUCCCAGGCACGUAUUUUUAUUAUAGAAUGUUAGAGGUCUGAGCACACAAAGUGCUUGACUUCUUCUGUCUCAGAAGAAAGGGCACAUGAACGUGCAUCAGAAAGGUGAGCAGAUGACCCAUCACUGCCACAGCUCUGAAAUAUUUAGAGCUCAUGAGAUGGAGGCACAGGGAGAGAUCCCCUGCUCACAGGCCUGAAACCAAAGGGGCCACGAUGAUUCCAACCCAAAACCUGGGGGCCACAAUGAUACUGACCCAAGGGCACUUGCUUGCAGCCAUGCCUUAGGAGCUGGAUUUAUGUCCUCCAACUGAACGUGGAGCACAGAGAGCAUCGGAAUACGUCUUCCUGGGGAGGUCAAAGGAAUAACUCAGAGAAGAUGGUGAGUGACAGAUGAAGUGAGUGUCAGUGUAAAGGAAGUCUCUCGAUGGUUUCUUCUGUUUCUUAGGAUGUACAGCAGUAGAAAAAAAAAAAAAAAAAAAAAAAAAAAAAAAAAAAAAAGCACAGUUGAUAUCCUUUACUUUUCUGGCUUCUGAUGACUGCACGCACUGCAUCAUUUCCCUGCUCCAACUGCUCUUAUGAGAUGAUGGGGAAGAAAGA